This is a messenger RNA of Dermochelys coriacea (leatherback sea turtle), 1544 nucleotides long. Its product is annotated as histone H3. Gene Ontology annotation, cellular component: nucleosome. The transcript has a single exon. Lineage: Eukaryota; Metazoa; Chordata; Testudines; Dermochelyidae. Gene Ontology annotation, molecular function: DNA binding; protein heterodimerization activity; structural constituent of chromatin. The record is from RefSeq and is a predicted model, not a curated record. Bases 175 to 585 code for a protein of 136 amino acids.
GGUGAGGAAGGAUCGCAUUUCUUUUCGUAGCAAAGCGCGGGAUUUACAAACUUUCAAAUUAGCCAAUGGAGCUUGGCUUCUUCUCUUAAGCCAAUCAGAGAGAAGAUUUUUUCUAUAAAUACCUCCGGAGUAGAACAAUCUUUCAUUUGAAAAGGAAAGCUUACGUUGUCUGAAAUGGCCCGGACCAAGCAGACCGCCCGCAAAUCCACCGGUGGCAAAGCCCCCCGUAAGCAGCUGGCCACUAAAGCUGCCCGGAAGAGCGCACCUGCCACUGGGGGAGUGAAGAAACCCCAUCGCUAUCGACCCGGCACCGUGGCCCUGCGAGAGAUCCGCCGCUACCAGAAAUCCACUGAGCUGCUCAUCCGCAAGCUGCCCUUCCAGCGCCUGGUGCGUGAAAUCGCCCAGGACUUCAAAACUGAUUUGCGCUUCCAGAGCUCGGCCGUUAUGGCCCUGCAGGAGGCCAGCGAAGCCUACUUGGUGGGGCUCUUUGAGGACACCAACCUGUGUGCUAUUCACGCCAAGAGAGUCACCAUCAUGCCCAAGGACAUCCAGUUAGCCCGGCGUAUCCGCGGUGAGCGGGCUUAAAGGCUGCACCGCCGCAUUCUGACUACUUGAAUACUCGCAACAUUCCAAGGCUCUUUUAAGAGCCACUACGUGCGCACUGAAAAGAGCUGUAACACGCUCAUAAGUGUACCCUUUAAUCAGAAGACUUCACUGUGUGCGGCUUACCUAAAUUAAAAAUUCUGACAAACCAUCCAGGAUGGCUCUAAUUUUUCAAAGUAUGUCCUUGAGGUUGCACACAACUUUCCAUUAGGCUGCCUUAAUUAAAUUCUUAACUUUUUCUAGCCAAAUUAAUGUAAUGGGUACUUUGGUGAUGCUUUUGUCUUUUAUCUCUAUAAAGAAAAGGAGUACUUGUGGCAUCUUAAGAGACUAACAAAUUUAUUUGAGCAUAAACUUUCGUGAGCUAUAGCUCACUUCAUCGGAUGCAUUUUAUCUUUGUUUAUCAAUGUCCCCUUUUCAAGACGUAAUACAAACUUAUUCAAAUGUGAAAUGUAUUUCAUUUAAAAAUAUAUUUUAUAUAACCAAAUAAAUAUUGCCCUAUUUAGCAUUUAGCUUUAAAGAUUGGUUUAAUAAAUAAUGUAAAACCACUGGUAUGUCUUUCACAUAAUAUUCAUACAUUGUAAAUAAGCAAAUGAAGACUGGUAUUCAGAGUCUGAAUGUAAAUGUGUAUUUCACUUAGUGGAUUGUCUAGGGGUGUUCCUCUUAAAAUCAAUAUUGAAGAGGAAAGGGUAUGGGGGGGGGGAAUGGUAAGGAUGGCCUGGGAGGAGACUUAUCUGGGGAGCUGAGGAACACACAAGUUAGACAGAGGCAUCUGUUUAAAGACACUAGUAAUACAACAGUAUUUUUAUAUCCAAUAAAAUGUAUGAUGCAAAUUACAAAUGAACUGUGAAGAAGUCUAGGAUAAAAUCCAGAGGUAAAAUCAUCAGACUGUCUAAUGAAGGGGUUAAAAACAGAAUAAACAUGGGGAAAUAGUUUUUCUUUGU